Messenger RNA from Entelurus aequoreus (snake pipefish), 1240 nucleotides. It is a transcript of the gene cfap300, whose product is annotated as cilia and flagella associated protein 300. The record is from RefSeq and is a predicted model, not a curated record. Bases 521 to 1207 code for a protein of 228 amino acids. NCBI's taxonomy places the organism in Eukaryota, Metazoa, Chordata, Actinopteri, Syngnathiformes, Syngnathidae. The transcript has 8 exons.
AGUGGCCUAUCCCCAGGUGCAUGUCUUUGGAGGUGGGAGGGGCCUAUCCCCAGGUGCAUGUCCUUGGAGGUGGGAGGAAGGCACUAACCCCUGUUCCACCGUGCUGCCCGCAGCUAGAAGUCAAACAUGGAUAAGUGUGGAGAGAAUGUUCUGCAUUUUCCCAUCAUGCCUUGCAAUGCAUUUAAAUGGUUGCAUUACGAAUUUAUUUAUUUUUUUAUGAUAAUGGAUCAUUUUUCAUUUCAUAUCCACAAAGUUCAGUGAGCGGGUUGUUUUAUGUGUGACCAUGUGUGUUGACUUUUUGUGUUGGUACUUUUUUUUUUUUCUGCACCAUGACUAGGAAAUGUUUUGUAGAUGUCAAGAUAGUACACAUCCUGGUCACUGACCUGAACUUCUUGGAAUACCCACAAGAUGGCGACAAAUUGCUACCUGACAUCCCCCUGACAUACCCCUGGAGAUCCAGUGCAAACCGCCUGCAAGAAAGUUCUCUUUCCUGGAGGAGCAGGACACCUUGCAGCUGUUGAUGAAAUGGUCCAUGCUUGGGAGGCUCUCUGCACAAACCUUCAGCUUUGACCAGAGUUUUUACCCUUACCUGGCUAAAACAUUCGCCCUGUGCUUCUUCAGAGAUGCCAAGGUGUUGUCCAGUCUGAGAAUGAUGGCAGCCUGGGAGCCUCUCAUCACAGACAAAGUUGUGUCCGUGGAUGUGGAUGUGGUACCAUGCACCAAAAUCUCCAUGGACUUAUUUGACCCCAUCUACACUUGUGGCAUCGUGAACAGCUCAGGACGCAUCGCCACAUGCUUCCACGAAGUCCACCCUGACUACGACAAACUCCGAGAGAUGCUGCGAGACGAGGACUCCCAGCACUACCAGGUAGUCGGGAGCGCCGAGCGAGGGGAGUUUCUGUUUCACCUCUUCAAGCAUCUCUGCCUGGGAGGAGAGCUGAACCAGUACGAGGACACCAUGGAGCCUUACAUCAGCACCACCAAGAACAUGUACAAAGAUCUCAUCAGCGUUCAAAAGCAUCCAGAAAGCAAAAAGAUCAGCGUGGUCUCUACAGUGCUCAAAGUCUACGCCUUUGAUGAACUGGGCCGCUGUUACCCAGGACCACGCGAGGAAGAGCAGACAUUUGCUUACAUGGUAGUGGACCCCUUCAAGCGCCACGUGACUCUACUCUGCCACUCUUUUGGUAUCGGGAACAUGUCCCUUUAAUCUGGUUCUGAGGCCUUCACAAUCACAAUAAAC